UCAUAAAAUUCUAGUACUGAAAUUUAUCCCUUUUUUCCUUUUUUUUUCAAUAGGAAUCGACUAGUUGAACAGCAGCUACCUCGAUUUGCUAGUGCCGAGCUGUAUGCCGUCCAUGGCGGCUAGCCGGCUAGAGCUCGCUGUGCUCGGUGGCGAGAGGGGAGCACAGGAGUGGUAGGAAUGGACUCACCCGAGUGGGUUGGUGGUGGCGAGCAGCCACACUUGGCGCGCCAUGUCCGCGCUUGCUCCGGCGAACGCCACGGCGCAGGGCGUGGAGGAGGACAUCAUCGUCCCGCUCCUCGCCCGCCUCGCCACCAUCGACGCCGUCCUCAACGCCGCGCCCGGCCCCGAUCUUGAUCGCCAAGAUGGGACAGCGACAGCGCCGGCACCGUGGCGCGCCGCCGCGGCGGAAGAAGAGAGGAACGCGAGGGCCGAGGCAGGCGCGCUGCUGGAGAAGGUCCAGCGGGAGAUGUCCCACCUCCGGACCGUCUUCCGCCGCAUCGACGACGCCGACAAGCGCAUCCGCGACGGCUUCGACCCGGUCGAACAGCGCAUCGACGACGCGCUCCAGCACGAGCACCUCGAUGCGGAGCUCGUCCGCGCGGCCCUCCUCGCCGUCGACGCCGACAUCGAUGCCAUCAGGGCCAGGAUCCGGGAGGUCUACCGGUUCCCGUGCGACGGCGACGAGCACCGUGAUUCUCCACCGCCGGCGCCCGCGCCGGCGGCCGGCGUGGUGAUGACCAGGAGGAUGGGGGAGAUCCGCCGCGGCCCGCAGAUGCGGCACCUCAGGCUCGCCAUCGGCGGCUUCGAGGCACGGCUCCGCGGCUGCGUGCUCUGCCUCGCGGCGUUCCCCGAGGGCACCGUCAUCAAGAAGCGCCUCCUCAUCCACUGGUGGAUCGGCGAGGGCUUCGUCCGCUCCGCCGACGAGGGGAAGAGCCGCUUCGACGAGCUCAUCGCCAAGGGGUUCAUCGUCCCAAUCCCCAGCCAUCUCUGCGCCACCGUCCACCGGUGCACGGUGCGGCCGUGGAUGCGCGACCUCCUCACCACCAUAGCCAAACGCACCGCCUUCCUCGAGCUCGACUCCGGUAAUGACUUCACCCUAGCGCGCCGCGCGUGCCUGAACGCCGGCAAGGUGGAGCUCGGGUUCAGCGCCGAGGCGAGGGCCAUCUACAACGUCCACCAGAAGUACCUCGAGCUCGGCGACGGCUGGUUCGCCGGGAAGAAGGAGCUGCGCGCGCUGCAGCUCGGCCAGUGGAGGGAGUUCGGCCCUCUCCAGCAGAUCGCCAACCCCAUGGACAGCCACAUCGAGCUCGAUGGCGUGGAGCGCUUCACUCACCUCGAGAGCUGCAAGAACCUGAGGUACAUCAGCUUCAGGGGAAUCUCAAGGAUCGAGUCGCUGCCCGACUCGAUCGGCAAGCUGCGCGAGCUCGUCGUGCUGGAUCUCCGGGCAUGCCAUAAUCUGGAAGAAUUAGGACAAGGCAUCACGAAGCUGGAUCGAUUGGAGUACCUCGACCUGUCCGAAUGCCACCUGCUCGUCGGAAUGCCCAAAGGGAUAGGCCGGCUCACGCGGCUCGAGGUUCUCAAAGGGUUCGUGAUUGCAAAUCCCAGCAGCAGAGAUCUCUCCCAUCUGCAUGAGCUCACCAAGCUGAACAAGCUCAGGAAGCUUGGAAUUGUGAUCGGCACCAUGGCUGUCCCAGCUGAGGACGAGUUCCUGAAAUUGGGCGAGUUCAAGGCGCUCGAGUCGCUCAAGAUCAGAUGGGGCGUGCUGACUUCGGUUAAAAAUGAGAGCACAGAAGCAUCAACACAUCAUCCGAUCGCCAUGAUGAAGUUUGCGCUUCCUCCAAAUCUCAAGAAACUGGACCUCCGAUGCUUCCCGCUGACGGAUUUCGCUCAAUGGGUUCCACCAAAGGGUGUUAAGAAGCUGUACAUUAGGGGAGGAAAACUGUUGACACUUGGAGAUGAAGAGGGCUGGGAAACAGAGGUGCUGCGACUGAGAUUUCUUAAUGAUCUUGAGUAUGAUCAUGAUCGAUUUAAACGUUUGUUCAGGAAUCUCAAACCUGAAAAUGUGGAAAUUCAUGCAUGCCCAAAGUUCAUCCGUAGUCAAUGAUUCAGUGUACACGGUACUGGCUGCCUCAGCUUGUUACAGCCUGUACUUGCUGCUUUUCGAAGAAUAUAUGAGCUUAAGUGGGCUGGUUUUAUAGCCUUUUACCGAGUCUCCAAAAAGGGAAGAGUUUUCAUUCUAUUACCAUUCAGAGUUUAGCCAACUUAGUUGGUUCUUGCCGUUGCACAGCCACAGGGAUUGCAGUGUCUUUACUCUAUCAGAUUCCUGAUAGUUGAUAAUAGCAGUAACCUGGAAAUAUUACCAGGUUGGUUCAAGAACCUUCCUUACUUGCAGCUAUUGUAUUUAUCAGGCUGUGCUAUGUUGCAAUCCAUUCCCCAAGAAGUGAGGAAAUGCGACAAAAUUGAGAUAAAGACUGCCCCAAUUUGCCAGGACCAUUCAGCAGUAACAGUUGUAGCAGCAGCGACAGAAUUUAGACUUAUAUCACCAAAUUUCAGUGUGCAAGAGUUGAGGGCAGAUAUGGAGAGGUUGAAGAUAGAAGUGUUGAAGGUGAAAGCUAUACGGGAGGCAUAGCCCACGACAGUACAAAUUGUUUCCUUAAAGGAAACUAUGCUAUAUCUGGUUUAUGUUUAUGAGGUAGUUUGAGCUUCCCCUGUACUGAUGUCAAUCUUAAUUGCCUCAGCUUGUAACAACCUGUACUAGUUCCUUUUUGAGGAUUAUGAGUUUGGUGGGAUGGUUUUAUUGCCUUCUACCGAGCCUUUAAAAAGGUAAGGUAAAUGUUUCAUUUUGAAAGAUUUUAUCAUGUUUGCGAGGUACCUAGAGGUACAAGGAGGUGGGGACGACGUGAGCCAUUAAUC
Oryza brachyantha (malo sina) is the source of this 2913-nucleotide messenger RNA. RefSeq names its product disease resistance RPP13-like protein 4. Gene Ontology annotation, biological process: defense response to other organism. Lineage: Eukaryota; Viridiplantae; Streptophyta; Magnoliopsida; Poales; Poaceae. The record is from RefSeq and is a predicted model, not a curated record. The transcript has 2 exons. Bases 230 to 2104 code for a protein of 624 amino acids.